Marasmius oreades (fairy-ring Marasmius) is the source of this 681-nucleotide messenger RNA. RefSeq lists its product as uncharacterized. Bases 1 to 681 code for a protein of 226 amino acids. Lineage: Eukaryota; Fungi; Basidiomycota; Agaricomycetes; Agaricales; Marasmiaceae. The record is from RefSeq and is a predicted model, not a curated record. The transcript has 5 exons.
AUGGAAGACAUUGUGGUUUUCAACCUAUGCGAAGACCUCAAGGCGAAGGAAGGAGUAUCCGAACGAGAUCAGUGUCCUCCUGGCACCCGAUGUUGCCUGACAAAAGUCAACAAGAAGGACGGUGAACCAGACAGAACUGUUGCCGUCCUACCAGUCGUGCAGACCGCUUCUCUGAACCUUUCCUCCUCUAUCAUAACAUCACCGAAGGGACUCUCUCUUGUCUUCUAUGGCGCGUCGUAUCCGCCCUCUGGUUCGGGUACACCGCAGUCGCUCAACAUGACGUUAUUAUGUACGGCUGAGGGAUCUGGCCCUCAACUCAAGUCCUACAAUGGUACAGAGAUACAAGUAGAAUGGAACACACCCUCAGCUUGUGGAACGAUGGAGAAUGACGAUGGAAAGAACGAUGAAAAAGGCGAUGAUAGCAGAGGGGAUGGAUCGAAACAAAGUGUAGGAAGUGGAGUGGGGUGGUUCUUCCUUGUCCUUAUACUCGCAUUUGCCACCUACUUUGGACUAGGCGCGUAUUACAACUACGCAACCUACGGUGCAAGUGGAGUGGAUCUAAUUCCGCACCGUGACUUCUGGAAGGAAGUUCCGUAUAUGCUAAGCGACGUUGUGUCUCAUUUAUGCUCUUCCGUUAGAUCGCGACGGACAUCUAGUCGUGGUGGUUAUAUAUCUGUUUGA